Molecule: messenger RNA, 2809 nt
Organism: Effrenium voratum
Lineage: Eukaryota; Dinophyceae; Suessiales; Symbiodiniaceae
Source: the annotation of a GenBank genome assembly
AUUGACGCAAACCAAUGUCGCGAAAUGCGCGUGUUUGUGCCAAUGGGCCCGGGACCUACACGAUUCCCGGAAGCACGCCCACGGAUGUUUCUCGGCAUGCGAAGAUUCUUUCUUUAUCUUCUGGUGUCCUCGGCGCGUCCUUUGAGACUUCCUUUGCCAGUCGGGCCAGGGCAAGGAGCUGAGAGCGGAAUGCCCCCGCAUUUGUUGCCUAUGCCGGAAGUUUCUAGGCCUGUGCUUGUGGGCAACUGGCCCCAUGGGCGCAAGAUGCUUCGAGCCCCCAUUAUAGGGCGCGCCGCAGCCAUUUCAGUGUUCAGCUGCAGGGCAGGGCGCCUUUUACCAACGCCAUGUCGCGCAAGUACAUUGUGGGCGGCAACUGGAAAUGCAAUCCUGCAACUAUGAAGGAGGCCAACAGCCUCCUCAAGGAAUGGAAGAAGAGCCCGCCCCUCGUGGACCCGAGCAAGGUGGAUGUCGUGAUUUGCCCACCUGCUUUGUGGAUGAGCUCUUUGGGAGAGAGCAUUGAGGGCCUCGGCAUGAAGACCUGCGCGCAGAACGUGGGCAAGAACGAUGCUGGAGCCUUCACGGGUGAGUGGACAGCCGCCAAUCUUCAGGAUCUCGGCAUCACUUGGACCCUGGUGGGCCACUCGGAGCGCCGCACAAAGUACGGGGAGAAGGACGAGGAUUGUGCAGAGAAGGUGGCCAAGUGCCAGGAGGCGGGCCUGGGAGUGAUCCUGUGCAUUGGCGAGACGCUGGAUGAACGUGAGGGCGGCAAGACGGACGAGGUGAACAAGCGCCAGCUGGCGGCUGUGCUUCCCAAGGUGAAGGACUGGAGCAAGAUUGUCAUCGCAUAUGAGCCGGUGUGGGCCAUUGGCACCGGCAAGGUGGCCACCCCGGACCAGGCAGAAGAGACCCAGGCUGCCAUCCGGAACUACAUCAAGGGUGCCGUGAGUGCCGAUGUGGCGGACAAGUUGCAGAUCCAGUACGGUGGGAGUGUGACGCCUGACAACUGUGCGGAGCUCAUCACCAAGCCCAACAUCGACGGGUUCUUGGUGGGCGGCGCCUCUCUGAAGCCCACCUUCAUGGACAUCGUCUCCACCGUUGGCCCGUCCAAGAUGGUGGAUAUGUGGCCCAAAUUCGAGGAAAAGAUGAAAAAGGAAGGCUGCAAUGAGACCGCCAUCGCUGCCUUCAAGUACAACUAUGGUGUCCUCGUCUCCGGCGCCGACGUCAUGAUUCCAGAGAGCAAGCUUGACCCUGUGGACAAGCUGCCUGAGUAUGAGAAGCUCACAGAGAAGCCAGACCCUCGGCUGUUGAAGAAGACCCUCAUCCUCAAAUUGAACGGCGGGCUAGGCACUGGCAUGGGCUUGGACAGGGCGAAAUCUCUGCUGACGGUCACGGAGGGCAACACUUUCCUGGAUUUGAUUGCGCAGCAAGUGGCGUCCAUGAAGAAAGAUUUCAACACGGACCUCAAGUUCAUGCUAAUGAACUCCUUCUCCACGUCCAAGGACACCUUGGAAGCACUUUCCAAGUAUUCGGAUCUGGGUACUGGCUCUGACCUGGAGUUUGUGCAGAACAAGGCUCCCAAGGUUACAGCGAGCGACAUGAGCCCUGCGGACUGGUCGGCGGAAACGGCGCACGAGUGGUGCCCCCCGGGGCACGGAGACCUUUAUCCAGCUAUGCUCGGGAGCGGCACCCUCGAGAAGCUUCUGAAGAAAGGCUACCGAUACAUGUUUGUGUCCAACUCAGACAACUUGGGCGCAACCAUGGACCUCAAGAUCCUUACUCACUUUGUGCACUCGGGCGCGCCCUUCAUGAUGGAGGUGGCCGAGCGGACGGAUGCUGACAAGAAGGGCGGCCACCUUGCGGUGGACAAGGCAAGCGGCGGCCUGCUGCUGCGCGAGUCGGCCCAGUGUCCGGAUGAGGACGAGAAGGAGUUCCAGAACGUCGCCAAGUAUAAGUUUUUCAACACCAACAACCUGUGGGUGGACCUGGUUGCGCUGAAGCGCGAGUUCCGGAGGAACGACGGGGCUUUGCCCCUUCCUGUGAUGAAGAACUCCAAGACCGUGGACCCUCGGGACAAGGCCUCCACCAAGGUCCUGCAGCUGGAGACGGCCAUGGGCGCAGCCAUCCAGUGCUUCCAAGGUGCCAGUGCGCUAGUGAUUCCUCGCUCGCGCUUUGCGCCGGUGAAGACGACAAACGAUUUGCUGGCGCUGCGCUCUGACGCCUACAAGCUCACGGAGGACUUCAGAAUCGUCCUGGCUCCUGAGCGGGAGGGCGUUCCUCCCGAUGUCAAGCUGGACGGCAUGUACAAGUUCACCGAUGCCAUGGAGAAGCUCAUCCCAAAUGGGCCGCCAUCCCUGAUCAACUGCAAGAAGCUGGUGGUUGAAGGACCCGUAACCUUCGCCAAGGGCGUGGUCUUCAAGGGCACGGUGACGGUGAAGAAUGGCACCGGCUCAGAGAAGGAGCUGGCUGCAGGAGUUUACGAGGACAAGACAGUCGAACUAUGAUUUUGCGUGAGGCUCAGCUGCCUCUUUGUCACCAGGGCACAGGGCAAGAUGUUGCUGAAGUGGCCUUCCUCUUUGGUUGUCUCGUGGCACUAGGCCUCUCGGACGCGGCCAGUGCUGAAUAGUUUUCAGUAGGAAUUUCAUCAGGGGCGAGGGGAAAGCUUUGGGUCCUGACCACAAGUGCAGCUGUGGGAAUGCAGGCGCUUUCCCCUUGAGGAUCCCAAGCCCUCCCAGCCCCACGGACUUUUUGACACCAUGGGGUGUGGAGCACAGUGUGAGCACGCCUUUUGCGAGCAAUGCAGCUGCGGAUG